Molecule: messenger RNA, 2450 nt
Organism: Fundulus heteroclitus (mummichog)
Lineage: Eukaryota; Metazoa; Chordata; Actinopteri; Cyprinodontiformes; Fundulidae
Gene: zbtb48
Product: zinc finger and BTB domain containing 48
Exons: 12
Coding region: 139-2376 (745 amino acids)
Cellular component (GO): nucleus
Molecular function (GO): protein binding
Source: RefSeq, a predicted model, not a curated record
CCGUAGUUCAACGGCGUCACAUCCUCUUCCCUUUUCAUUUAGGGGCCUGCAAGAAAGGAAAAGAAGACGCAAGCAUCCGAUUGUCGCUGUUUGAGGCGUGCCGCGCUAAGGGAGCGUCUUUAAAGCAGAGCUGGAAGGAUGGCUGCUGCUGACACCAGCCAUGCGCAGCGUGUCCUUUCUUCUCUAAACCAGCAGAGAGCAGUGGGGAGAUUCUGCGACGCCGUGCUUAACUUGGGCAACGGGGCGCUUCACGUGGCUCAUCGCAACAUCCUCGCCUGCUUCAGUGAUCUGUUCGAGGCGUCCGCCCCGAACCCCGCUGCGCACACGGAGCUGUGCCUGCAGGGCUGCCCCAGCGACGGCCUGGAGCUGCUUCUGAACUUUGUCUACACCGGAGAGCUCAAGCUGGAAGCGAACAACCUGCAGCAGGUGCAGCAAGCGGCAACCAGCCUGUGCGUGCCUGAAGCCCUCUCGCUCUGUCGGCAGUUCCAGGUGACCUCUGGUCACCCCGUCCCUUUGAAACGGAAAAGAGGUCGACCCAAAAAGCGCCCGACGGACGCCGUGAAGGAGGAGAACGCUGUAGCGGCCGCAGCAGGAGAGUCCGGUUUUGAUGCUUCUGCAGCCGGUUUUACCUCGCUGGAUGCUGCUCCCACCACCACACGCUCCGGCCGAGUAGUGAAGGGCCCUAAGAGGCUGGUGACCUCUGGGGCAACCCCCACGUCGGAUCCCAAAGCUGAUCUCGCUCCUGUUGAGGAAGAGACGUGUGACGGCGUGGAGGAGAACCUGACAUCAGAUCAGCCAGCUGCUGAUUCUGAGACGACGGAGCUGAAGACGGACGCGAACGGCCGCGGCGCUGGCCAGGUGGCGGGCGAAGCGGCAGCGGAGGAAGGAGGAGAGGACGACGGCGGGGAUCUGGGAGGUCCUGUCGAGGACACGGACGAGGAGUAUUUACCCCCCGCUGAGUCCAGUUCCACAUCGCUGCCCGCGUCACUGCAACAGAAGCGCAAGGCCCAGAGUAAAACCAACAGCAGCAAGGACGACGACGGCGCAGAGGAGGAGUCCCACAAAGGCUCAACGCAGUGCCCCAUCUGCCUCAAAUCCUUCAAAAGCAAAUAUUACCUCAAAGUCCACAACAGGAGGCACACGGGGGAGAAGCUCUUUGGUUGUUCUCAGUGUGGAAAGAGGUACUUCAGGAAAGAGAAUCUGUCCGUGCACGAGAGCAGACGCUGCGGCCGAGUGCAGUUGCACGUCUGUCCCACGUGUUCCUUGAACUUCAGCACCAAGGAAGAGCUGCGAGUGCAUGUCGUUUCACACACAGGGGAGAUGCCCCACAAGUGUUCAACGUGUAACGAACAGUUCAUGUACAAGAAGAACUUGACGACGCACCUGAUGAAGAUCCACGGACAUCCCAAACCACAUGCGUGUCCACAGUGUCCCAAAACCUUCCUAACUCGGACUGAGCUGCGUGUUCAUGAGGCGGCCAAGCAUCGAGGUGAAAAGCCGUUUGUGUGUGAGGAGUGCGGCCAUCGAGCUUCCAGUCGCAACGGCCUGCAGAUGCACAUCAAAGCCAUCCACAGGAAUGAGCGUCCCUUUGUUUGUAGCAUAUGUGGCCACCCGUUCUCCCAGAAGAACAACCUCAACAUGCAUCUACGAGUGCACAGCGGCGAGAGACCGUACCAGUGUCACCUCUGUGGGAAAACCUUCAGGACGCAAGCGAGUCUGGAUAAGCACCACCGUACGCACACCGGGGAGCGACCCUACGGCUGUGACCUGUGCGAGCAACGCUUCACUGAGAAAGGCUCUCUGCUCCGCCACAAGGCCAGUAAGCACGAAGAGGGCCGACCGCACUGCUGCUACAUCUGCAACAAAACCUUCAAAGCACGGGAGCAACUACUAGUCCAUCUGCGCCGCCACAAGGGCAUGAGGAAGUUUGAAUGUAGCGACUGUGGCUACAAGUUCACCCGACAGGCACAUCUGCGGCGACAUGUCCAGAUCCACAAGCGCACAGAGAACUACAACCCCAGGCAGAGGAAGCUGAGGAACCUCAUCGUUCAGGAGGUCGACGGAGAUCCAGGUGGGAGCGAAGCCCCUGAACCCGGGCCGCCUCAGAUCACAGAGAGCGCCGCGGACCCGGCCGUCUGCCAGGAAGCCACCAGCUCUGACUCGUUACCGGACCUCAGCUCCGGCUGCAUUGUCAGCGUUGUGGUAGAGUCACGGGACGCUGCGGCGGAGGAGGAGGAGGAGGAGGAGGAGGAGGAAGGGUCUGAUCAGGAGAGGGAGCGCAGUGAGGCAGAGGACAGUUUUAAUGUUCUGGAAGAGCUGCAGCAAACUCAGCUGACCAGUGAGACGUACGAGUCCACGAUGGACAUGGAGGAAUGAACUCAUCAUAAUGGAAAGAAGGAUGUGAGCCCCAAAAUCAGAGGAGGUAGAAAAUAAACAGGAGCCACUGUUCA